This is a messenger RNA of Conger conger (European conger), 2104 nucleotides long. RefSeq names its product sclerostin-like. The record is from RefSeq and is a predicted model, not a curated record. NCBI's taxonomy places the organism in Eukaryota, Metazoa, Chordata, Actinopteri, Anguilliformes, Congridae. The coding region runs from base 85 to 732 and encodes 215 amino acids. Gene Ontology annotation, molecular function: BMP binding. Gene Ontology annotation, biological process: negative regulation of Wnt signaling pathway; negative regulation of BMP signaling pathway; ossification. The transcript has 2 exons.
GGUAUUUAAAUACUCAGAGCACUACAUUCAUGAGGAAUUCUACGAUCAGAGGCUCCGUGUGCAUCCUGCCAGACGCGCGUAGCGAUGCAGGUGUCUACCGCGCUCGUGUACUCCGGCUCCCUGCUCCUCGUGCUGCAGGGCUGCUUCUCCGCCGCUCGAGGAUGGAGGGUUUUCAAAAACGACGCCACGGAAAACAUACCUGAUUACACCGAGGAGACACGGUCCCCCGAGGAACCGCUACAACGGGCUAAUAAUACACUGAACCGCGCGAAACAAGGAGUGAGGUCACCGGGGGGACGGAGAUUUUCCGGUAACAGUGAAUCUUAUGGGUCGUCAGAGCUGAGCUGCAGGGAGGUGCGUUUGACCCACUACGUGACUGACGGGUCGUGCCGGAGUGCCAAGCCGGUGCAGGAGCUGGUCUGCGCGGGCCAGUGCGUUCCCGCCCACCUGCUUCCCAACUCCAUCCUGCGCGGGAAGUGGUGGCGUGGCGGGGGGCCGGAGUUCCGCUGCGUUCCGGCACAUUCCCGAGUCCGCCGCGUCCAGCUGCACUGUGCUGCCGGCGGCCGCAGGAACCACAAGAUCCGCAUCGCCACGUCCUGCAAGUGCAAGCGCUACACCCGCCAGCACAACCAAUCAGAGGCCAGGACCCCGCCCAGGCCCCACGGCAACAAGAGACGCUCCCGCGGGCACCAGGACCAGAGCCGGAACAACAGCCCAGAGACGGGCAACUGAGCCCGCCCAGGCCCCCUCUCACACACACACUCUCACGCACACCUACCGGCCACACACACCUGCGCCCCCCCAACACACACAACGCCUCUCCUCCGCCCGUGGAGCAGAGUAGACACGCGUGUGUGGGGCCGAGCCCCACAACCUCUCCCAGCGUCAUUGGUGGAUGUUUCCCGUGAGUCUUGGUGUACAGCAGAGAGGGACAGUUACACUGUCAAGGCCAGGGGCCCCUCCGGCAGGACAUCCUAUCGGAGAGGGAAUACCCAGCAGACUUAUCCGCUGCGCUGUUGGAAUUUACUGUUCACACAGUGAGAAUCUCCUCCUUAUUUCAAAAUAUCACAUCAGCUACAGCCCGUGCCUGUGGCAGCCAGCACCCAGAGGCUGCUUUCGCCCCAUCGAUACGGCAUCCGCUGCUCUUCAAGACGAAAGGCCCCCCAGAACCUGCUCCUUUCUUGGCUGGUUGGGCCCCAGGGUUCCCGGACCAAAUUACAGCUUCUGUCCACAGCUGCACAACCUCCAGAGCACGACCCCCCCAGUGUAAACAUGGACGCCCCUGAGCAGCCUAUUGCAUGGAGCUCCAGGGCUGAUUCUCCCAGGGUUCUGUGUGACUGAGCUGGACCGAACGAGCGCAGGCCUGCCAGGGGUGAUGAGCAGCACCCAGACCAGAACUGUCACUCGCUUUAAUGACUAAAUUACCCCAUUCUAGCACUUAGGAUGUGAGUCACCAAAUGGCAUUCCUUCUGGACAUUUCCUGUUUGCUACAAGAGAGAGAAAAUGGAGGCUCCAGUGAUCAGGGGAACAUGGGAACAGCAGGCCUGGGCUGUUCUCUUACCCAACCCGGGCGGCUGAAAUGUAGAAGCUUCCAAGACUGGUCAUGGUCCGAACAAGCUGGACCCCAAAUGCAGUCAAAUCUGGACCAACAAGCAGAAGAAACUAAAAGGCUCAACAGUUUUAAUGAGAUUCACGCUGCAUCACGAUGAGGAGAGACUCCUGUCCCCGGAGGUUUAACCAGUCUGUGAUGGUCCAGUUUCGGCCUGGGCCUGUUCCUCUGAAAUGAAGAAGCCCACUAUAUUUCCCCUACGUGCUCCAGGUCCAUAUGUUUUUCAUUGUUGCUGAUUCUGUUUUUGUAAACAGUGCCGCCAGUAUUUGCUUCUCUUUUUUCGCCGUGUUAGCAGAACCUCUGUACAUACCACACCUGUGUGGUCCGCUGGACUGAGCCCUCACCUGUCACUCAAAACACCCAGAGCGGCCAUUACAGACCAUUAAUAUUUAUUGUUUCCUUCUUCUGAAUUAUUUAUACAGCAUUUUGUAGUUACGAUAGCUGCUAUUGUCAUGUAGAGGAAAAGAAUGUCUGAAUAAAGUAAAGGAAAACCUA